This is a messenger RNA of Hymenoscyphus albidus, 808 nucleotides long. NCBI's taxonomy places the organism in Eukaryota, Fungi, Ascomycota, Leotiomycetes, Helotiales, Helotiaceae. The record is from the annotation of a GenBank genome assembly.
CAGAACUUCACAUCAAAUUCUAAUCGCAACGACUUUCACUCUACCAGCCAAGGGCGGCUUUAAUCUACGCAUCGAGAAUACGAGGUUUCCAGGAUUCCGGGUACCAUUCUUUGCCAACACAUUUUUUCGAAAUCGAGACCCGCCAGACGCCUAGAAAAACAACGCAGAAGAGCAUCGAGACGCCCAAUACCUUUGCUUAUUUUACCGAACCACAAUCAAGCUUUCAAUUGGGCACUUCGAAUUCUAGAGGAGCCGAAAUCUGAAAACAGCAAAAUGCCGAGCUCCUGCAAAGAUAUCCGUUCGUCUUCUCGCCACACUCCCGCCACCAAACACCCUCCCAACCCCCCAAUCCGUCAACACCCACUAACUCAGACCGCACCACAGGCGAAGCCCUAGCACAAUGUCUCCAAAACUCAGACUGCAUAAUGAUUCAACGCAACACACCUUCCGACUGUCUUCGAUCCCCCCUCCUCGAAACAAUGCCUACGCAAUGUCAACAACUGAAAAAAGGCCUGGGCGAAUGCAAACGCGGAAUGGUGGAUAUGCGCAAGAGAUUUAGAGGCAACCAGCCGAUCGCUGUGAGUAAAGAGAUAGAGGGGCAGAAACCGGGUGGGCAGUUGUAUGCGGGGAAGGCCGCGUUCUCGAGUACGGCGAAAGAGACCUCGGGUAAUGAACCGGUAGAGAGGGAUUGGAGGGAGGUGGAGAAUGAGAGGUUUAGGAAGGAACAGGGACUUUGAUGGGUUAUGAAAGAGAUGAGGAAUUGAUGGAAUAUAUGAUUUACAUGAGGGUUGGGAUUGCAUUGCUGGCG